GAUCUCUGGUCUCAUAUUUUUGUGAUAAUUUACUAACCACAUUGUGUUAUUCUGAGAAAAAAAAUCAUGAAAUUAAAAUCUUGUUGUUUGUGAGAAGAUUUAGCAAAUUUAGAAACCUGAAACACCUAAAGCACAUUUCUGUUGGAAAAAAACCAUCAUUUUUAUAUGUUUUUCUUUUGUCAUAUUCAAGAAAUGUGACAUUUUUUUUAUUUGGUGCUUUCACAGAUAAAUUCAAAACUACUCAUAGGAGAUUGAGGUUAAAACUAAUGUUUUAUUUCAGCAAAUGAGUCUUUUCUGUCUGAUAAUAAAGAAGAUUAUAUAGUGUUUUUACAUGUUAUUAUUAAACAAACUAUAAAUAAACCAGGUAUAUUUUUUAUAAUGAUUCUCCUUCUACAUCAGAGUGCUUCCUCUCUGUUUUCCUAUCAGAACCAGAACUUUUGGUUCAGUGAACAUAAUCUGGAUCAUGGAGACUAUUUGCUGAGAACUUGUUUCCAGGAAGGGUUUUCUAUGAUCCUUCAGCGGGAUCUGGGUUUCCUCCUCAACACCAUUCAACUGAACUUUCAUCUGUUUUUAUUUCUUAUUUCAGUGCCUAAAACCAGCGUGUCCUGUGUUAUCAGUCAGAACUGCAUUUUACCAUGUCAGUUCGAGAACGGGAUUACCAACAUGAAAUGGUUUCUAUAUAGAUCAUCAGCUGUGAUUGUAUCAUAUGACCAUCGUGGUUCCAGCUACUCUGAGAGCUUCAGAUCCAGAAUGUCACUGUUUGAGGAUCAGAUCUCCAGAGGAAAUGUCUCACUGCUGCUGAGAGGAGUGAAGGUUGAUGACGAGGAAAAAUAUUUGUGCACUGCAAAGAUAAAUGGCAUCUCUUAUAGACAUCUUGUUUUCCUUACAGUAGAAGCUCCAGUCUCUACAAUGGGAAUCCAUCAGGAUGGAAACAGGAUCGCCUGCAGCUCAGAGGGGAUCUACCCUCAACCUGAACUCACCUGGUCCACUGAGCCUCCAUCCAACACGGCUCUGAACGAAAGUACCAGGAUACAGAAAACUGAAGAUCAGCUUUACAACAUCAGCAGCUCUCUGACGGUUGCAGACAAUGAAACUGAUCGGAUCUACAGCUGCACCAUCAAAACCAGGAGGAACCAGAGGAGAGCAACUUUAAAUAUUCCAGCCUCUGUGGAUUUCUCAGGUGCUAAAGUUACAAUCUGCUGCCCUUCCUUAAACAUCUCUAAGUCCAGUUUGGUCUGGAGGUUCAACCACCAUCAGAUCAUCCUGACCAAGACUGACAGAAGCAUCUCCAACAUCUCAGAGGAGUGGAGGAAAUAUGUGAGGAAUGUUUCAGCGUCCGGCAGCCUCACGUUACAGGAUAUGACCUCAGAUCAGGAGGGAGUUUACAGCUGUGAGCUCAGUGAUGAUGAGGAGACGAUUAUAACUCACCUCUAUCUGAGGAGGACUGAAGAGAAUCUGGUGGUUUCUGAACUCAUCAGACGGACGGUGGUUUGUGUUGUGAUUGCAGCAGCAGCAGCUGGAUUCAUAAUGUUCUUACAAAAAGAAAAGGAAGGAAAGUGAAGCUCUGCAGCUUUAACCCUUUCAUUCACAUUCAGAGAGUGGUUUUGUUUUAAUGCCAUUCUCCCAUUUUACCCGUCAAGAUGAUUCAUGAGCUUUGAUGUAGUUUCACAAAAUGAUCAGCUCUUCAUGUUCUUCAGGUGAUUCUCAUAUUUGGAGAUAUUUUUGUUUUUAUUUUUAUGAUGUUUCAUCUUCUGCCCAGCAGGGGGCGCAGCUAAAUAUAUUCUUUAUAUUCUACGAGUUUCUCAGAAAUGUAUCAAUAAAAUGUUUAUCUCUGAAGAUUUUUUCCAUUAUUUCUUUUGUUGUAUAAACAUUUUGUUCUUCAAUAAACCAACUAAAUAUUA
This is a messenger RNA of Xiphophorus hellerii (green swordtail), 1901 nucleotides long. RefSeq names its product programmed cell death 1 ligand 1-like. NCBI's taxonomy places the organism in Eukaryota, Metazoa, Chordata, Actinopteri, Cyprinodontiformes, Poeciliidae. The transcript has 5 exons. Gene Ontology annotation, cellular component: external side of plasma membrane. The record is from RefSeq and is a predicted model, not a curated record. The coding region runs from base 379 to 1560 and encodes 393 amino acids. Gene Ontology annotation, biological process: T cell costimulation; positive regulation of T cell proliferation; negative regulation of T cell proliferation.